Entelurus aequoreus (snake pipefish) is the source of this 3313-nucleotide messenger RNA. Its product is annotated as oocyte zinc finger protein XlCOF6.1-like. Bases 191 to 1438 code for a protein of 415 amino acids. Gene Ontology annotation, biological process: regulation of immune system process; negative regulation of transcription by RNA polymerase II; regulation of cytokine production. The record is from RefSeq and is a predicted model, not a curated record. Lineage: Eukaryota; Metazoa; Chordata; Actinopteri; Syngnathiformes; Syngnathidae. The transcript has 2 exons.
ACCGUCUUUCCGGGUAGCGAAAAGCUAGGUGACGACGGAGGCUUCCCGGAGAAGUUUCAUACUGACGAUAUGACAGCAAAUAUUGCGAGAAACACCUCAAAUAUACGCAAUUUCCGAAGCCCACGAAACUGAAGUUGAGUUUGGAGCGAUGAAGUGUUAGCUGAAGUGAAGAUUGAAGACGUGAUAGAAGAUGGACGACUACUGCUAUGCUAACAUGGCGACGUCCGGUAAAAGAGAACAUGAAAGAGAAUCACCAAAGGAGAAAAAGACGAAAACCAAAGAUGAAGACAUCCAGCAGCUGAUUGGUCAUCCGGAAGAACUUCCCCCUCAAUCGCCCGCAGGGAGCUCUACUUUUAAGCAGGAAAUUCCACAGCCACCCCACAUUAAAAAGGAAGAGGAGGAACUCUGGAUCACUCAGGAGGGAGAGUGUCUUCUAGGACCACAGGAGGCUGAUCUCACCAAGUUGCCACUGACUGUUGUCUCUGUGAAGACUGAAGAUGAUGAAGAGAAACCACAACUAGACAACCUCUUAGCUCCACUAUCAGAUAGUGAGGCUGAAGACGAGGUUGAAGUAACUUUGAGCAGCGAUACAGACUGUGAAGGUGAUAUGAGGACUCACACUGACAACAAACACUCUGAAUGCUCUGAAAAGAAAAGCGGUAAAACAUGUAUAGGCUGCUCAGUUUGUGCUAAAAGCUUUACUAAGAAGAGCCAAUUGACUAAACACAUGAGAACCCACACAGGAGAAAAACCCUUUAAUUGUUCAGUUUGUGGUAGAAACUUUACUCAAAAUGGCAGUUUGACUCAACACAUGAGAACACACACAGGAGAAAAGCCGUUUCAUUGUUCAGUUUGUAGGAAAAGCUUUUCUCACAAGAGCAAUUUAAUGGAACACAUGAGAACACACACAGGAGACAAACCUUUUAAUUGUUCGGUUUGCGGGAAAAGCUUUACUCAAAGUGGCAGUUUGACGCAACACAUGAGAACGCACACUGGAGAAAAGCCAUUUAGUUGUUCAGUUUGCGGUAAACGCUUGUCUCAUAGUGGCCGUUUGAUUCCGCACAUGAGAACGCACACAGGAGAAAAACCAUUUAAUUGUUCUGUUUGUGGUCAAAGCUUUUCUCAAAACGGCAGUUUGACCCAACACAUGAGAACGCACACCGGAGAAAAACCAUUUAGUUGUUCAGUUUGCGGCAAAAACGUAACCAAUAGUAGUCAUUUGACUUCACACAUGAGAACGCAUACAGGAGAAAAACCAUUUAAUUGUUCAGUUUGCGGUAGAAGUUUCUCUCAAAAAUGCAGUUUGACUCAACACAUGAGGACACACGCUGUAGAAAAAACAUUUAGUUGUUCAGUUUGCGGUAAAAGAUUCCAUCGCAAUGCAGACGCAGUAAAACACUUAAGUACACACACGGGAGAACAACCAAUCAGCUCUUAAAUUUGUGGUGACAUCCACCCAAGCCCGGGAUCUCUUCAAAAAUAAAUUAACUUAUACUUUCACGAAUAUGAAAGGUCUUCUCAAUAAGUGGGAUUAUCUGGAGCAUAAUGUUGUCUUCUGUGAAUCUGAAACUUUCCUGAACAGCAAGAUAGAUGAUGCUUGUAGUACUUGGUUACUUCUUCAGACCAGACAGACCUGAUGAGUCCAGCUGGGGAGGAAUUGUAGUCUUCUUCAGUGAUGCUUUCACCGCCUGACUUUGAACACCAACAACAUGAAUCGAUAUGCCUGAAACUACACCUUCCAGGUCGCCUGGUGUUUAUGUUUUGGUCUACAGACCAACAUCGGAUGAUGACUUCGGCCCUAAUUUGCUAAAGAUUUGCGUUUACAAAAUCACGUGCAAACCGGAUACCACACGCAAAGCUGAUCCACUAAAAGUGGAUUGUGUCUGUUAAGUGAGCAGAAUAAGGCGUUUAUGCGUCUUUGUCUCUGAAUACAAAAUAUAGGCUGAUCAUCAAAACGGCCACAAUACUGUGAGAAGAUGCAAAUAUAAUUAUUUAACACGCACAAUGAGAUUUAUCAACAAUUAACACUAUUUUGCAAGCACAAUUUUUUUAUUUUGCAUGUGUCAGAAGCAGAGGUGGGUAGAGUAGCCAGAAAUUGUACUCAAGUAAGAGUACUGUUACUUUAGAGAUUCAUUACUCAAGUAAAAGUAAGGAGUAGUCACCCAAAUAUUUACUUGAGUAAAAGUAAAAAGUAUGUUGUGAAAAAACUACUCAAGUUUUGAGUAACUGAUGAGUCCCCUGUUUGUUUAAUGAUGACGGCAACAAAUAAUGCACAAAAACAUAAAAAUAGCAAUGAGCAAAUUCAGAGCCAGGAAUAUCUCUUAAGCAACUAAAACAAUAAUAUAUAUUAAAUAAUAAUACAUUAACCGCACUAAAACAACACCUCCAGGCAACUUCAACCCUUGACUAACACCCUCCCCCUUCCACAUCCCACCUCCCCGGAUUGUAAAUAACCAAAUGUAAAUAAUCAAAUGUAUUUCUAAUGUAUAUACUUGUUCUUAUGCUAUCUGAACUCACUAUGUUCUCUGCUCGCUGUACAUAUCCUACCAAGUCAGACCUACGCUGUUUCAAUGCCCAUUACUCUGAUGAUGCAAUUGUUGAUCACUGAAGUGCUGAUAUCAACCAAACCCUCCUCAUCCCACACGGAUUGUAAAUAAUUCAAUGUAUAUACUCUGAUGAUUAACUUGUGUGAUGACUGUAUUAUGAUGAUAGUAUAUAUUUGUACCAUGAAUUGAUUACGUGGACCCCGACUUAAACAAGUUGAAAAACGUAUUCGGGUGUUACCAUUUAGUGGUCAAUUGUACGGAAUAUGCACUGUACUUUGCAAUCUACUAAUAAAAGUUUCAAUCAAUCAAUCAACAUAAAAAAAUUAAGGCAAAUUGAGCCACAAUAACUUAACAGCACCAUAGGCUCAGUAGGCAGAUAUUACAAAGGAAAAUAACAAGUUACCCUUUAUGCAAACCAUAAACUGAUAGGUGUGGGCUGCACCUGGGAACACACUGAUUGUUGUUUCUAUGCAUGCGUGUGUGUGUGUGUGCGACUGUGCAUGUGUGUGUGUGUGUCUAUGAGGCUGCAGUGCGUUAAUAAAUGUCCCCACACGAUGUACAUUUGACAGUGAUUCAGAGCAGGGAAGCUAACAUCAGCCUAAGGUGACAGCCAACAUAUCUACUAACGUUACUUACCGCAAUGUGCUUCCUCAAAUUUGACGUUGAGUUCAUGUGAGCUUAAGCUUGUUGUUUGCCGCUGAAACUUUAUGUUCAGUUAAUCAUGUGACCGCCUGGCUCUGUUUGAUUGGUGAAACGGAGUCAAACGU